Messenger RNA from Canis lupus familiaris (dog), 2470 nucleotides. It is a transcript of the gene ACAD10, whose product is annotated as acyl-CoA dehydrogenase family member 10. Bases 234 to 2093 code for a protein of 619 amino acids. The transcript is spliced from 13 exons. The record is from RefSeq and is a predicted model, not a curated record. Lineage: Eukaryota; Metazoa; Chordata; Mammalia; Carnivora; Canidae.
UCCCGACAGCGAAGCGUCCCCGGGUCCUCUAACUGUACGAGAAACUGCCAUGUGGCGAGCUCUUGCCUUUGUUGUGUUUGGCCUCUCGCUCUAGCGUUCGAGGGGUUGCUUUGUGUUAGCCACACUUUAGGUAGGUCUGCUAAAGCUCAGAGAGGUGGAUCCGCUUCUCUGAAGGCCCUUGAGGAUUACAGACUCGACUGCAGUGUUUGUGACUGUGGAGUCUUGGCCUCAAAAUGUACAUAAGGCAGCUUUUCCAGUCCUCACAUCUCCAGUGGGCCUGGAGGGCAGCCUUCUUGGAACACAUCCAGGGCAGGCAUCAGCGAGCCAGGCGAUGGGCACAUUCUGGAGGCGGCACCUACAAAGCGGUGAUUUUUGACAUGGGUGGAGUUCUCAUUCCGUCUCCAGGGAGAGUGGCUGCAGAAUGGGAGCUACAAAACCAUAUCCUUCCUGGAACUAUACAGAAGGCCUGGAUCUUAGGUGGCGAAAAUGGACCCUGGAUAAAAUUUAUGAGGGGAGCGAUAACAACAGAGGAUUUCUUGCAAGAAUUUGGGAGACUUUGCUCUGAAAUUUCGAAGACAUCCGUCCCGGUGGGCUCCUUUUUGUCUCUGCUGACCAGCGAGCAAGUGGCAAAGCAGUUCCCAGUGAUGACCGACGCCAUAACUCAAAUUCGAGCAAAGGGCCUUCGGACUGCAGUCUUGAGCAAUAAUUUUUAUCUUCCCAACGGGAAAAGCUUUUUGCCCCUGGACCGGAAGCAGUUUGAUGUGGUGGUGGAAUCCUGCCUAGAAGGUGUUUGUAAGCCAGACCCCAGGAUCUAUAGGCUGUGCUUGGAACGGCUUGGCCUGCAGCCUUCUGAGUCCAUUUUUCUUGAUGAUCUUGGACCGAAUCUAAAAGCAGCCGCCAGCCUUGGCAUUCACACCAUACAGGUCAAUGACCCAGAGACUGCCAUAAAGGAACUAGAAGCCCUUUUGGGCUUUACAUUGAGAAUGGUUAUUCCAAACACUUGCCCUGUGAGAAAAACAGUGGAAAUUCCAAGAGAUUCCUUGGAGAAGUACCUCAAAGACUUGCUGGGGACCCAAAGCACAGGCCCAUUGGAACUCCUCCAGUUUGAGCAGGGGCAGUCAAACCCAACCUACUAUGUCAGACUCGCCAACCACCAGCUGGUUCUGAGGAGGAAAUCCCCGGCAACACUUGUUCCAUCCACCCAUGCACUGGAGAGGGAGUUCAGGACAAUGAAAGCCCUUGCAAAUGCUGGAGUGCCUGUCCCCAAAGUUCUUGACCUCUGUAAAUAUUCAUGGGUCAUCGGCAUUCCCUUCUAUCUGAUGGAAUACUGCCCAGGCCUCAUCUACAGAGACCCCUCUCUGCCAGGUUUGGAGCUCAGCCAGAGGCAGGCCAUAUACACUGCCAUGAACAGAGUCUUGUGCAAAAUUCACAGUGUGGACCUCAAGGCUGUAGGCCUACAAGACUACGGGAAACACGGGGACUAUAUUUCACAUCAGGUGCAAACCUGGAUUAAACAGUAUCGAGUUUCAGAAACCCGCACCAUCCCGGCGAUGGAGAGGCUCAUCCAAUGGCUGCCAUGCCAUCUUCCAAGGCAACAGAAAAUGACAGUGGUGCAUGGGGACUUCAGGCUGGACAACCUAGUGUUCCAUCCAGAAAAGGCCGAGGUGCUUGCUGUCCUCCACUGGGAGUUCUCCACCGUAGGCGACCCCCUUGUGGAUGUGGCCUGCAGCUGCCUGGCUCAUUACCUGCCAUCCAGUUCUCCCACUUCCCUGCUGCGAGGUUUGAGUGACUGUGAUUUCACUCAGCUGGGAAUCCCUACUGUAGAGGAGUAUUUGAGGAUGUACUGUCUUCACUCGGAGAUCCCUCUCCCUGAGAACUGGAACUUCUACAUGGCUUUCUCCUUUUUCCGCAUGGCCGCAGUUGUGCAAGGAAUCUAUAAGCACUCACUCACAGAGCAAGCAAGCUCGGCAGCCACCAAACAAAAUGAAAAGCUGAUUGAAUAUAUGUCCAACCUGGCAUGGGAUUUUGCAGUCAAAGAAGGGUUCCGGGUUUUCAAAGAGAUGCCUGCCACAAAACCACCAAUGAGGAUAUAACUGCUGUGCCUGGGGUUCUCAGCAGGGCCUGUGACCAGCUCGAGUGUGGUAGGACCUCAGUGGUCAACUCAGCCCUCCUGUCUCUUCCCUGCUGAUUGAAUAUCUCCAUGGAAAGCAGCAUGUUGCGAGUCAGUAAGACGACAUUAACACAGCAGAACCUUAGCUCACUGACUGGAUACAUCUGUUACCCUCCUAGACAGGUAAAAGGAGGGCUGACUUGAAUGAUCUCUGGGACGCCUGCAUGGCUCAGUCAGUUAAACAUCUGCCUUCAGCUCAGGCGACGAUCCCAGAGUCCUGGGAUCGAGUUCCGCAUCAGGCUCCUUGCUUAGGGAGGAGCCUGCUGCUCCCCGUGCUUGUGCUCUCUUUCUCUGACAAAU